Messenger RNA from Salmo salar (Atlantic salmon), 6950 nucleotides. The record is from RefSeq and is a predicted model, not a curated record. Lineage: Eukaryota; Metazoa; Chordata; Actinopteri; Salmoniformes; Salmonidae.
UCUAUGAUCAAAGAUGGCGAGCACCUCCGACCCACUGGAAGAUAUGCUAUUUUCUGAGGUGGAUGAAAAAGCUGUGAGCGAUUUAGUGGGCUCUUUGGAGUCACAACUUGUUGGACAAAGCAACCCUGCAGAUACUCAGUCGGAAAACAGAGGUGCUGGGUCUACAGUCACUGCAAACCAUCACUUAGGGAAAACGCUACCAGCCCAAGUGGGUACUACACUAGUACAGCAGCAGCAACAAGGACAACAUAAAGCUGUGAUGCACCAGGAGAUGAACUCUAAAGAAAUUAGCUCAGAGAAAACUGUUACAUCUUCUUCGCUGAGUUCUAUUCCGUCCUUUGAGGAAGCUUCCACCACUUCAGGGACUGGAGUAAACGCUACCAAGUGCGGUUUGCAAUCACAUGGAACAUCAUCUAUCACAACACUACCUGCAUCUGGUGGUGUAGCAACUUCUCCGUUUGUCAACAGCAUCAUCAUCAGCAGCAGCAGCACCACCACCAGCCGAGGUUCCGCUCUGGCUUCAGGUCAGACAUCAACAGACAUUGUCGAUCAUCCAAGAAAACGCAUAACUGCAUCGUUACGGAGUGCAUCCGCGGGAAUACAGAGUUUGAACGGUACCGGAGGAGCGGUAACGUCAAGGAAUAAUCCCCCUGCGGCGGGAACUGAUGCGUUGAUUAGCAGUGCAAGUGCAGCAAACUCAAAUCGGACCGUUGACGUUACAUCUUGUGUAAAUACGACGAAUUUCACUUUAUCAAACUCCAGCAUUUCUUCAACUCAAUCAGCGAUUCCCCUGGAUAAGGGGACUCCUACUAUUGCUUUGCAAAGACUACCAAGUCACAUUGUAGCGAGCAUCGCACAUAAUGGAAAUGGCACUACCGUCUCGGCCUUGGUUAAACAAGGCGCGAUAGGACCGAUCACCUGUGCAGCAGCUUCGCAAGUGAACCACAAAAAAGAGGGUUCUGAAGCGAAGUCGGACGCUCCCGUACAGUCUAAAAUAGUCAUGUGCAGUCCGUUAGGUGUUGUCAAUUCCUUAAUAAACGCUGUUUCCUCUCCCUCUGCUGUUUUCAACCUAGCAGCGACUUCUACUGCAAGUCAUGUCAUGGCAAAGCCUGCUGUCAAUGUUGUUGGACAAACAACAACGGUUGGAAUGGUAAGGCCAGCAUCACCGGCUGUGGCCACAGCUACACAGCCUCUGCUUCGACCAGGAGUCCCAGCGGCUCAAAGGAUUGUAGCCCCCCAGCUGAUUGUCAGACCCCCCCAACAACAACAGACGACCAUUCAACUGCCUCCUGGGUUUACCAUCCCACCGGGAAUGGUGUUGGUGCGCACUGAGAUGGGUCAGCUGGUGAUGGUCCCACAGCAGGCCCUUGCCCAGGCACAGGCCCAAGCCCAGGCCCAGGCCCAGAAUAACAUCUCCCCCCGAACUGCCACCCCCACUGCAGGGGCCACCUUCAGAGCAACUACCCCACAGAAGGGCCCCAUGGCGCCGGCUGUGGCAUUGAUGGCUCCCCAACAGGCCCCCGUGGUGUUGGCCCCCCAGGCCCCCGACGUGAUGGCCCCCCAGGUCCAGGUUGGGGCCCAGGCUGCCUCGCAGCCAGCCCUGCCCCCACAGACCAGCGCCCCUGCAGCCCCAGGAGCCUCUGUCAUCUCCCAGGAGAUGCAAGAGAAUGUGAAGAAGUGUAAGAACUUCUUGGCCACCCUGAUAAAGCUGGCUUCCCACAACUCUCCGUCACCUGAGACCUCCAAAAAUGUCAAGUCACUGGUCCAGGAUCUACUGGAUGCUAAGAUUGAGCCCGAGGAGUUCACCAACAGACUGCAGUCAGAGCUCAAGUCGUCUCCUCAGCCCUACCUGGUCCCCUUCCUCAAGAAAAGCCUCCCAGCCCUGCGGCUGUCUCUGCUCAACAUUCAGCAUUCCCUGAUCCAGCCUCUGCCGCAGGCCACCCCCACCACAGGCACCAGCCCUGCUGUCCGCGGCCGCCUCCCCAACAGCGUCAGCACCACGGGGGCCAGUGUCGGGGCCCAGGGACACACAGCUGCCCUGGGUAUCAAGCAAGCGGGCACCGCUGGUUGCCAGGUCAGGAUGCCCAUGGUGAUCACACCAUUAAGAACGCAAGGCACUGUCAGCAAGGGAGCCACGUUCCAAGCAGGCAAAAGUCCUGUGGGUUUUGCCGUUAAGGGCUCUGGAAAUCAGAACAACAAGCUGAACGAUCCCGGAGGCGGUUCUUUCAGGGAUGAUGAUGACAUUAACGAUGUGGCGUCCAUGGCGGGGGUGAACCUGAAUGAAGAGAGCGCCCGUAUCCUGGCCACCAACUCUGAGCUGGUGGGAACACACAUCCGCUCCUGUAAAGAUGAGGCUUUCCUUCACCCGGGCCUGUUACACAGACGCAUCCUGGAGACAGCUAAGAAGUUUGGCAUGUCAGAGGUUCCUAUGGAAGCGGUGAACUUCAUCUCCCACGCUACCCAGUCCCGACUCCGCACUGUGCUGGAGAAGGUCUCCUCCAUUGCACAGCACAGGAUGGACGGCGGUAAGGAUGAGGAGUGGUAUGAGCAGUCGGCAGAUGUGCGGUCGCAGCUAAAGUUCUUUGAGCAGCUGGAGAGGAUAGAGAAGCAGAGGAAGGAUGAACAGGAGAGAGAGAUCCUACUCAAAGCAGCUAAAAGUCGCUCCAGGCAAGAGGACCCAGAGCAGGCUCGGCUGAAACAAAAAGCUAAGGAGAUGCAGCAACAGGAGAUGGCCUUGGUGAGGCAACGAGACGCAAACCUGACCGCGCUAGCUGCCAUCGGACCUCGGAAGAAACGCAAGAUGGACGCGCCAGGGGCCACGCCGUCAGGGACCGAGGGUGUUGAUCAGAAAAAUGGAGUGAGGCAAUGGAGCAAGAGGCAAAGAGAGAGAGAGGGGAAAAGCACAAGGAAAACUGAUGCCCUUUCCUACAGCUAAAUUAACAGGAAUCACGUGGAAAACAAUCUGAGCCUCCAAUGAAAAGGGAACCAUUAAAAUUAGCCCCGAGCUAUGGACUGCACCCAAUAUCACUAAAGCUGCACUCACUACAGAUGUGGAGGCUGGCUUACAGGCAAACUAUGCUCUGUUCUAUAGCUACAAUUAAAAUCAACCUCUCUGCCAAAAAAUAGGAGAGGAGAAGAGGGGGAGAAAGGCAGACAUGGAACAUCAAAGACAGAUUGAAAUGUGUAGUCAGUAAUAAGACUGGUCUCCAAGCCCUCGGGUUCUCCACGGUCCCCUUGUUAAUGAGAAAUUUUGACCUCUGGUUUGUAAGUUAAACUUGUAAUCUCGGUUAAUGAAGUAAAUCAAUCCCAACUUGGAGUGUGCAGUUUCUCCCCUCCAUCCUCCCCCCUUCCUUCUACCCUCCCCCUUACUCCCCCCCUUACUCUCUUCCCUUCUUCUCCUCCUCUUCCUUCUUCUUCCCUCCCAACGCGCUGCCUGGGAGUAAAUGGCCAGGUCUUCAGCCAGACAAACAGGAAAGAGAGUCAGAGAGGAGAAAAUCGUUCUGGGGGGAGGAGGGGACUGGGACUGGGCAGGCAGGCUGGCUGUUUGGUUAAGGCAUGCAGGCCAGCUGCUUGGUUAGAGAGAGGGGACAUCCACCACUCCCUCCCUCCUCCUCUCCUCCUCUCCUUUCCCCUGCCCAUUCCAUCCGUCCAGUGGGAUUUCACUGAGAGCACAGUGGAAGAGGCUAAAGGCGCGCUCCUCUAUUAACCGUCCUUAAAAUGUUGCUCAGGGGAGUAACUACUGUAUUGCAUCGGAGUGUUUUUCCCUUUGCUGUUACCAUAUGUAUAAUUUUAAUGAUAUUUGAUUGGUGCAGUCAAUGUAUUCAUUGGCCUUGACCUCCUAUUGGCUGUCAUUUGAAUCCCUCAACAGAAAGGAAUGCAGCAUGAGUAACAUAUGGAAUUUUGAAGAGGUUCUGGAAUGGAGCCCACAUUUACAUAUGUAAUGUGAUGAUAUAAUGAGCCAUGCAGGAGGACUCCUGUGGGUAAUCUCUACAGCUUUAACAUGGAACAUACAUAGUCCUGAUUAGAGGGGGCACCAAGAGGCUGUUAUCGGCUGCGUCAUGUCAGUAAGAUCGUAAUGCUCCUUUCACUUUUUGUCUUUAGGCAGUUCUAUUUCUUUUUCCAGAGCGGGGACAAAGAGAGGAGAUGAAGUUGAGUCUUUAAGAAGUGUUACAGGAGCUGCUGUACUUGGCCAGAUGCCAUGUUCUUACAGCUGUAACAUACUGCACUUUGCCAGCCAGCAUCCCUGGCAUUACAGUGCAAUGCUAUAGUACUAUAGACUACUGAUCGUAGGCUGACUGCUGGUUAAAGUCCUUGAAUAGAAAUGCAGCUACAGUUAACAUCUGUUUGGGAUCUUUGUCACUUGGAAAAUAUUUGUUUUAUACUUUUGUCCUCUUAAGAAAAUGAACUCUGUUAUUGUGAGACAAACAUCAGGCAACUGAAGUGUGAAUACAAUUCGCAAAUUGAAUACCAGAUUAUAUUAUCUUUCCUAUUUAAAUGUUUCAAUUUUCUCCAAUGUAUUUGUGUCAUGCUCUUUGAAUAUGUAUGGAAUGCAGAACAUAUGAAUUGAUGAGAUGGCCAUCAUCAUGCAUGGCUGGUUAGGUUUUUUAUAAAACUGUCAACACGGUUUAAUAUCAAUGUUUUUAAUUCCCACAUGAAUGGAAAUAGGGCAAACAGAUUCCAAGAUCAGAAAGAGUUAAAUAAUGAUGAAUCAUGGUGUUAAAGAUAUGACACUGUGUGUGCGUGUGCAUGUGUGUGUGUGUGCGUGCGGCGAGCAUAUUGUAGACAUGACAUUAAGUAUCAUUAAUUACACUAUGGGUCAUUGAAUAUUACCAACCUUUGAUCAUAUUCAAUCAAGUUUUCCACGAUAAAAACAACAUUCCUAUUGCACUGAUUAAUGCACAAAACAAUGUUUACAGGAUGAAACAAACACUCCAUAUUGAUUACUCAACCGCUUACACAUGUACAGACUUGGUAGCCUCUUUGACUGUGAAACUCCAAGGUCGUCUUGGUAGUUUAGUCCUGGCUAACCCAGGUAGCAGUACAGUAAUUAUGUCCUUCUGUGCCAGUCUGGAGGACAGGUGGCUGUUGUAGUAGGUGACAGUGUGUGGCUGGGGGCUCCUGUCCUCCUGCAGCUCCUGAAUUACCUGACCCCCUCCAGUCUGCACUCAGCCCUGAAUGCCCUGACCACCUCCAGUCCACACUCAGCCUUGUAAGCCCUGACCCCCUCCAGUCCACACUCAGCCCUGAAAGCCCUGACCCCCUCCAGUCCACACUCAGCCCUGAAAGCCCUGACCCCCUCCAGUCCACACUCAGCCCUGAAAGCCCUGACCCCCUCCAGUCCACACUCAGCCCUGAAAGCCCUGACCCCCUCCAGUCCACACUCAGCCCUGGCCGCCCACCAGCUUCAACAAGCACACCCCACAACUAACCACCUCAUAAUGACUGAGUAAUAGAAGCUACAGGUUUCCAAGAAAUUAGACCACAGUUACCAUGUAGUCAUGAGAGGCUACUGCCUAAUGCAUUCAAGCUCAGAGGAUGAUAGUGGUUUGUGAGGUGAGAGGAAUACCGGUGAAGAUUUUGCCUGAAGGGUUAAAGAAGCACUGUCAAAUGAAAUGGACAGUUGGACCAGAUUCCUUCCUUAUUAGCUGGAUUCUCUGAUGGCCCUAUCAUAGACAUUGCAGUGACCAUGCUGAAUGUAUUUGCUAGCUGAGAGGACUCUGGACAUAGUAGCAGCGAGGCUAUUAGGUGAGUUGUCUCAGUUGUCCGGCAGACUGAUGAACGGUCCCUGUCCAGACUUGCAGAGAGAGAGAGACAUCAGGGAAGCUUUUCAACCCUUCCAGAGUAACACGCCUCCCACUGGCUCUGUGCUUGUAAAAUACUUAGAACAGUCAUCAUCGCAUCACAUCGUUGAAUUGAAUGAUCUUGUACACUGAGGAAAUUGUUCAGUCAGAAACAUUUACAUAUCGGAAAACUUAUCAUGACAAAUGGUUUGAUCACACAUUGUUCUGUUGUAGGGUUUCAAACAGACAGCAGCGUACUCUGUCUCCUCAGACAACAACAGCUCUGUUACCUAACCACAUUCCCUUGACUGUAGUCAUGUUUGUGUUUGUGUUGUAGAGCAGUUGGCUUCGUUUCUCAGACAAUCUGCUGGGCAGUGUGAGAUCCUGGCCUGGAGAAUGGUCCAGAACCAGACAAUGGGCCAGGGUUAGAACCUUGGAUCUAUGACAUGGAGACCAGGUGUGUGUCCAAAAUGGCAUCAUAUUCCACAUAUAGUGCACUACUUUUGACCAGAGCCCUAUGCAGACCCUGGGAAUAAGGUGCCAUUUUCAGACGCAGACUAGCUGUUCUGUCCAUUCUACACAGCCCAUUAGCUUAGUACACUAGAUGGCCAUGCCUGUAACAAGCCAGUGGAAUGGAGCAGUCUGUCCAAGCUGUAAAGAUAUACAAACUUACCACGCCUCAUUAUUUUAAUUAGAGUGAAACUCCAACAGAUUUUUAUGGAAUUCACAAUAUUCUUAGUCAACUUCUUUGUGGCAUUAAUAAAUACAUUUUUACAUGUAUAUAUAUGUACAUAAAUGCGUGUAUUUGUGCUAAUACUGUAAAAUAAUCGUUUAGAUAAGAAACUCCUAUAUUUCCAUAUUCAUGGUGAAAGCAGUGAUCCUCCGCUUUUCUCUGCCUUUAAAACUUUGCCCUGAAAUAAUGGUUAAAUAUACAGUUUUGACAACAAAGUUGAGCCCCAGGCAAUUAAAAGAUACCCAUCUUAAAGAAAUUAAUUACCUCCCUUGUUAAUCUUGAUAUAAUUAAAUUUCUGAGAAUGAAAUUUGCUGCAGUUUUUCUUGUGCUACUGGUGCCAUGGAGACAGGGCCGAUAACGCCUGGUGCUUCAGCCCACAGACGCUGCCUGCUGGCCAGGGACAUGGGGACAUCCCAACAUCCAGGGCCCCAUCCAAA